AUGGCCAGGUAUCUCACGCCUGCCAAGAUUGGCAUACUAUCCCUGAUUGAGCUCUACACAGAUGAGCAUGUCCCUAAUGCUGCCAUCAUCCCCGUUCUCUCCUUCAUCACUUCUCAUGUCCUCGACUACGACCCGGCAUCUUUUCACUCCAGUAAUGCAGCCAGCUGGGACAAGGCGAAAAAGGCCGUCAGCAUCGUUGUAUCGAUCCAAGACUUCGAAAGCCUUCUCAACCCAUACCCCGUACUAGUAGGCUUGCCGGGCAGAAAGCUGUGGGAUAGCUUCCUCGACAGACUAUGGGAUAUCAACUCCCUCCAUGAGCUGCACUCGUUCUUUGAAAGGCAGUCGCAGGCAAUGGUCAAGUCGAAAGAGCAACUGCGGCGACAGGGCGACGAAGAACCCGACCAGGCAGGGAUACGCCUGACGCGCAAUUCGCCAUUUGGGACCUUCGUCAGACGCUGUCAGCUUGAGUUUUCGCGACUACGGUUCCACGAUAGCACCGAGCUCUGGAAGGAAUUCGUCAAGUACCGACAGCCGACUGUAUCCUACAGGAGAAGACGGAACCCUUCCUUUGGCCGCAUGAGCUUCGACCACGUCCUCGAGGUUGGUGAGCACGAUGACUGGGACCCGGAAGGCGUCGAGACUCUUGCCUCAGUUGCCUACGGCAGCCUGCUGACGAGCGCCGAGCCAUCGUCUCUUUCCGUGAGCACGGACGAUGUCGAACUUUUACUCGAGUUCCAGAUCGAGCAGAUGCAGAAACAUGGCAACCGCGUUCCUGUCGAGGUUCAACACAAGUUCCGAGACGUCGUAAAAGACAGCGUUGUGGUGCCCAGCACAGCGCACUAUCUCAGCUUUCUCGAUGCGUGGCGGUCAGGUGACUAUCCCACAUCAUUCGAUUAUCUGCACCGAUAUUUCGACUACACGAUGCAAAACCGAGAUCGACUUUACUACCAGUAUGCUCUCAUGAACCUGGCCGUACUGCAAGCCGACUUUGGCUGCCACAAAGAUGCAAUUACGACCAUGCUUGAAACAGUGUCGACUGCGCGUGAGAAUCGCGACAUGACAUGCCUCAACUUCUCUCUCAACUGGCUUUUCCACUACGGACAAGCACAUCCAAACUUGAUCCGCGAUCUAGAGACAGACAGUGUCCUCGGUGCUGGUAAGGAAAGCUUGGCAUAUCUUCGCGUCAAAGCCAAGGAGACCAACAUGGGCACUCUUUGGAGUUCUGUCCUCAUCAGCGAGGCAAAGCUGGGCCUCAUGAACGGCGAAAGCGUCGCCACAUCCCUCGAGCUUUUGGUGCGCAGCUCCCACUUGAUCGUCGAGAAAGAACAUGAAGAACAUUCGGUCUUUGACGAUGAAUUGAAAGUUACUUGUCGGCUAGCUGUGCAGCUGGCAGAGAGGGGCAAGUACGACGACGCCUUGAAGAAGCUCGAGGCCCUCGACGAGAAUGCGCUACGCUCCUGGAAACCAAGCCAGUACUGGUUCAAGUACCGAGGCAUCAUCAAGCUCACACGCGAUCUGCGCCACAACAACCUGGACGGUGCUGAGCAGAUACUCUCCCAGCUCUUGCAGUCCAAAAUGGACGACAUGGAACCAGACAUAGCCUUCAUGAUUGACUACUUGCAUAUUGACUGCCUCAAGCGACGAGGCGAUCUAAGUAGUGCCUUCGAGAAGGUGGAGGACAUGCUUGAGGAGCUACAAGAAGAGAACCGAGACUUGUCACUCCGCAUCCAACUGAUGCUCGUCAAGGCUCAUCUGUACGAUAAGGCUGGACGACCGCAGCGAGGCUUCACCCUAGCCAUGAGGGCUGCCAGCAUGGCGUGGCGUGCACGGUUGGUGCCAAACUUGUGGCGUGCCAUCGGUGCCAUUGCCAACAUACUCACCUCAUUAGGCGAAUUCCAAUCGGCCAUUGACCUGCUGACAGCCAUCUUACCGCGAAGCCUGGAAUGCGAUUCUGCGAGGUUGAGCGGGACUUUAUACUCCCAUCUUGCCGAUGCAAAUAUGGGCCUCGCUGGGGGUGCGCCAAAGGGCUCUGCUAGGCGGACAGAGUGCAUGACCAGAGCGCUGCGUGCCGUGGAAAAGGCCUUCGAUUGCUACUCGAGCGUCGAGGAGAUUGUCAAGCAGUGCGAGAUGAUGGCCAAGAAGGCAACGAUUAUGCGCGUGGCGGGAGACAAGGCCCUUGCCGCGGAUUGUGCAGCAACAUAUGUGGCCCUGCGUAAACAUGCCGCCGUGCUGGCAAUGUAAGCGACUCUAAUUCUAGU
Messenger RNA from Verticillium alfalfae VaMs.102, 2258 nucleotides. Its product is annotated as anaphase-promoting complex protein. Lineage: Eukaryota; Fungi; Ascomycota; Sordariomycetes; Glomerellales; Plectosphaerellaceae. Gene Ontology annotation, molecular function: protein binding. Gene Ontology annotation, biological process: protein K11-linked ubiquitination; anaphase-promoting complex-dependent catabolic process; positive regulation of mitotic metaphase/anaphase transition. The transcript is spliced from 4 exons. The record is from RefSeq and is a predicted model, not a curated record. Gene Ontology annotation, cellular component: anaphase-promoting complex. The coding region runs from base 1 to 2241 and encodes 746 amino acids.